This is a messenger RNA of Trichoderma asperellum CBS 433.97, 2301 nucleotides long. The record is from RefSeq and is a predicted model, not a curated record. Lineage: Eukaryota; Fungi; Ascomycota; Sordariomycetes; Hypocreales; Hypocreaceae.
AUGGUAGAAUUAGACUCAAUCCCAUCGUCCACCCUCUGCGAUGUCUGCGCCGGCAUCUUCAAAGGCAACUGGCGGCCCCAGCUCAGCGGCUGGAAAAGAGAAAUCAAGACUCCCGGCGCACCGCCAGACCCAUUGCACCCAGAACCAGCUUUCGGGACGGCAUACGACCACGGGAUGGAGCCGUACAUCAACCGCAACGCCGCCCCGCCGACGCUCUCGUAUCCGCACCACUCGGUCGAGGACCUGCGCAAGUCGGGCGCGUCGUGCGCGCUGUGCAAGACGGUGGUGCUGGCGUUUGAUGCGCUCCAUCCGCGGGACAACAGUCGUAUUGAUUACAUGGAAGGGCGGAAGCCGUAUGGCGUAGCGGCGUGGAGCGGGGAGGAGGUUGCAAAGGCGAAGGGCUAUGUGUUUAUAUAUACCGAGAAGGAUAAGACGAGCCGGCUUGUUUUUAGGUAUCAUGUGUAUGAGGACUGGGCGGCGAAUAGGAAUAUGGAUGUGAAUCCAAAGGUGGGAGAGCGGGAGGGGAAUGUGAAGGAUGUGACGCUGGAUAUGCAUAGUGACAAUGCAGAUCUGUCUAAUACGGAGAACAAGCAUUACAUAGAUUGGAUGGAUUUGGGCAGCACCUUGGAACGGGUCACCAAGUUCCUCGACGAGACGAGCGACUUUGCCAACAUCCUCCCAAAGAGUCUUGUGAGAGAGCUCCCGACAAGACUUCUUCACUUGACAAACGAUUCGCCUGAGCCAAUGGCGCGGCUGAUCGAUGGAGCCAACACAUCGCUAGACGUUAAUACCCCGUAUAUCGCCCUUUCUCAUAGCUGGGGCAACUCCAUGCCUAUUCAGCUAAUCGCCUCAAGGCUGUCCGAGUUUACCAAUGGGAUUGCGUUCAAGGACUUGCCCGCCACGUUUCGCGAGUCCGCGGAAUUGGCCCUGGAACUGGGUGUCAAAUACCUCUGGAUCGAUUCCCUAUGCAUCAUACAAGACUCUCCAUCCGACUGGCUCCAUGAAGCACAGCGUAUGGCUUCCGUAUAUGCCUUUUCUCAUCUCACAAUUGCAGCCUCGGCUUCCAAGAACCCCACGACGGGGCUAUCGCCGAGCCCUCGGCCUCGCACCGUCAUCGUCCGCCCGUCCUGGACGGGCUUCAUCCAGGAAUGGGGCUUACAGCCCGGCCAGACGCUCCGCAUCACCAACCCGUGGUAUGAAGAAUUCAAAAAUGCCAUUGUUUCGGCUCCUCUGAAUCGCCGUGGGUGGACGUAUCAGGAAUACGCGCUGGCUCCUCGUGUGCUGCACUGCACGGACGGCGAAUGGUGGUGGAAUGGCAUCACUGAUGGCAUUAAUCGUGAGACUUCCAACGAGCAGAUCAUGUGGUACAGUGGCCCUGGAAGUAUCAUCUGGCCAGAUAAAGUUUCAUUUUUCAAUAAAGAGAGGCGGCGAUUGACCCACACCCCAGACAUCUAUGUCUGGGACUAUCUCACAUCCCAAUACAACCAACGCGCUCUUACGAAACGCAAAGACAAGCUUGUUGCGUUUGGAGCAGUGGCUCAGUUAUACGGCCAGGUAAACAACCUGCCUGUGGAUAAACCUGGCGAAUAUGUCGCCGGUGCAUGGCGAAGCUACCUACCAUUUGGACUUCAUUGGAGUAUAGGGGAAAAUGCCGAACGCCACGUGAGCACGCCGGGGUCCGAAGAUGCAGCAUAUGUGAUUCCGUCAUGGUCGUGGGCGUCUAUAGACGGAUUGGUCCGUUAUCACGACGGCAAGUCGCUCAAGGAGACGCGAGAGGAGCAAGUCAAGGGCAUGCCGCGACUGGUGGACGCGAGCGUAGUAACAGAAGGCGGGCCGUUCGGUCCAGUCAAGAGCGGCUACAUCAUACUGCAUGGGCCAAUCUUUCGGGUUCGCGUAGCCAAGAAACUCAACGACCACAAGCAACAUGCAUUUUACCGCGACUUCAAGGUCCUGCGAAGCGACGGUUCGGAAGCGUGGGAGCAUAGAGGACAGGCCUUCUCGCUUGACUCGUGGAAAGGCAAGCUAGACGAAUGGGUUGACGACCGGGAGAUGUAUUUCAUGAUUGCCGAUUGUGAGGAAGAGGACAAAUAUGGGUCUGGAUUUGCCAUUUUGUUAGAACGUGCCAAAGACGUGGCAAAUGAGAAGGGGGUGUACCGGCGCAUUGGGUCAACUCUGUUUUAUUUUGAUGGUGUCCAGAAGCUUAUGAAUGCUGUGAGGGAAAAUGGUGCCGAGGCAUUAAGAGAUGGGGAAUACAUUGAUGUCGACCCCAAGACCGGCUUUUGCACAUACAAAAUCAUCUAA